This is a messenger RNA of Amaranthus tricolor (Joseph's coat), 3754 nucleotides long. Its product is annotated as probable boron transporter 2. Lineage: Eukaryota; Viridiplantae; Streptophyta; Magnoliopsida; Caryophyllales; Amaranthaceae. The record is from RefSeq and is a predicted model, not a curated record. Gene Ontology annotation, cellular component: plasma membrane. Gene Ontology annotation, biological process: monoatomic anion transport; transmembrane transport; monoatomic ion homeostasis. Bases 1403 to 3565 code for a protein of 720 amino acids. Gene Ontology annotation, molecular function: solute:inorganic anion antiporter activity. The transcript is spliced from 12 exons.
AUUGGUUAUGCAUAUUCUAAUCUUGUAUGCUUACUUCUAAACUUGUACUGUGCAGGAGUAUUUAAUUGUAUACGUCCUUCUCCCUGCCUAAUAAGCUUGCAUAUCAUUUGACCCCUUUUUCCAAACUCCCAACAAACUCUUUCAAAAUCCUUUCUUUCUGUCAUUAUACUUCCUAAUUCCUAUUUAUGCUCACACUUCUCUCACAAACCCACAUUCAUCAUCUUUCUCCACCACAAAAAUAACCUUCCAUUGUUAUAACUUACUCCAUAACAUCUACAAAACUCAUAAUUCACGCGCUUUUACCCUCAUUUAUUGCUGCAUAGCUGUUGCCCAGUUGUUUUUCUGGCUUCAUUGUGUCUCUUCUUUGUCAGUCUGUUCAUAUAUUCUCUUGUUUCAAAUCAUUAUUUUUUCAAAUUUUGUCAAUACUCGGUUGCAUUAAUCUCUUCCAAAACAGUUCCACUGUAAUGGGUUCUCGUUAAAUUUUCCGUUCAUUUCUCAUUUCAGUGCCUAUCUUUCCUUAACUUGUACUUCUAGACCCUUUUACUUAAUUUUCUCUAAUGGGUUUUCGUUAGUUUAUGGUUAACAGUUGUCUUUCUGUGUUUUUGGUGAUGCCUAUUUGCCUUAUCUCGUGGUAAACCAGCUAUAUUGUUGUUUUCAGCCAUGGGUCUUCGCUAAAUUCCUAUCUUUAAGCUGUGUUCUUGUCUUUUGACAAAUGCCCAUUUGCACAACAUUCUGCUAAAGUAUUAAUCUUCAUGUUUGUGAUAAUGAGUUGUCGUUAAUUUUCUUGUAUUUUUGGUCAAAAUCCCAGUACCCUAGAGUAUUGUAGUGGUGCUCUACUGUUCUUGACUUGAGUUGUUGAAAUUGUGAAGUUAGACCAUGUAAUUGACCUCAGAUUAUUUUAUUGGUUUGUAGUAGUAUCAAUUCAGUCAUAAUUUUUAUAUGGAUCUGAAUUCUGGUACAGAUAGGAACUAGUUGGGACAUUAGUUGAUGAAAUUUGCUGAUCUACCUUUAAUUUGACUAGUUGAUCUUCUUUGUAUAACAUAGUUAUGGAGCUCAAGUAAGCAAUAGGAACUUGUUAGCUCUUAUAUCAUUUUAAAUUCAUUCAUUUAUUUAUAGCUCUAUAUAAACUAAUUAAAGGUGGGUCAGCAUAAGUUCAGGUUCAAUAAGAUGUAAGCUCUCCAGUGUAUUACUAUCCAAUGAGCAAGAUGAACCAAAAAUUUUGUUUCAUGAAUAAUGAUCAAACACUAGUAGCUUUCUACCCUUAAUGGAAACUUGAUUAUAGUAUUUGCCUCUCGAGUCACUUUGAAUUUGAGUGAUUUUAGUUCUUGUGUGGCCUCUUAUUAGUUAGGUUAUCAACUUAUCAUAGUGUAUCCUUUGACGGAGAGGGACUCCUUGAAGGGUUAUGGAGGAAACUUUUGUUCCCUUUCGUGGAAUUAAGAAUGAUCUUAAGGCUAGACUUCUUUGCUACAAGCAAGAUUGGACUGGAGGCCUUGGAGCUGGAAUAAGGAUUUUAGCUCCAACAACUUAUGUCUUCUUUGCUUCUUCAAUUCCAGUCAUAUCUUUUGGGGAACAACUUGAAAGAAAUACUGAUGGCUCUUUGACUGCAGUUCAUACCCUUGCUUCAACUGCUAUUUGUGGUAUUAUCCAUUCAAUCUUUGGCGGACAGCCAUUGCUUAUUCUAGGAGUAGCUGAACCGACAGUUCUUAUGUAUACAUUUAUGUAUAACUUUGCCAAGGAGAGGAAGGAAUUGGGGCAUAAGCUUUUCUUGGCGUGGGCCGCCUGGGUUUCUGUAUGGACCGCCCUUCUGCUUUUUUUGUUAGCCGUUUUGGGAGCAUGCUCCAUUAUCAAUAGAUUCACACGCUUAGCUGGUGAGCUAUUUGGUCUGCUUAUUGCAAUGCUGUUCAUGCAGCAGGCUAUUCGGGGUGCUGUGGAGGAGUUUGUUAUACCAGAUCGAGAAAAUCCAAAUCAAACUGCAUUUCUUCCUUCUUGGCGUUUUGGAAAUGGAAUGUUUGCAUUGGUUCUUUCCUUUGGCCUUCUGCUAACAGCAUUGAGGAGUCGUAAAGCUCGAUCAUGGCGAUAUGGUGCAGGUUGGCUACGAGGAUUUAUUGCGGAUUAUGGUGUCCCACUUAUGGUGCUGGUAUGGACUGUUAUAUCUUAUAUACCAGUUCAUGAUGUUCCAAAAGGAAUUCCUAGGCGCCUUUUCAGUCCGAGUCCAUGGUCUUCUGGUUCUCACUCAAACUGGACAGUCAUCAAGGACAUGUUGAAUGUACCUGCAUUGUACAUUGUUGGAGCAUUCAUCCCAGCCACCAUGAUUGCUGUCCUCUAUUAUUUUGAUCAUAGUGUUGCUUCUCAAUUGGCCCAGCAAAAGGAGUUCAAUCUCAAAAAACCGUCCUCAUAUCACUAUGAUCUCCUUCUACUCGGCUUUCUGGUUAUAUUUUGUGGCCUCAUUGGUAUUCCCCCCUCAAAUGGAGUAAUUCCUCAAUCUCCAAUGCAUACAAGAAGCUUGGCUACUCUCAAACAUCAGCUUCUGAGGAACAAGCUUGUAGCGGCUGCAAGAAAUAGCAUUCAGAAAAAUUCAAACUUGUGUCAGUUAUACAGAACCAUGCAAAAUGCUUACAAUGAAAUGCAGACACCCCUUGUGUAUCAAAUGCCAUCUUCUCUGGGAUUGAAGGAGCUGAAAGAAUCGACAAUUCAGAAGUUCACUACGACUGGUGACAUUGAUGCAGCAGUUGAUGAAACUAUUUUUGAUGUAGAUAAGGAUGUAGAUGACCUUUUACCCAUCGAAGUCAAAGAACAACGCCUUAGCAAUUUGCUUCAAGCUAUAAUGGUAGGUGGCUGUGUUGCUGCUAUGCCUGUCUUGAAGAAAAUUCCGACAGCUGUUCUUUGGGGAUACUUUGCCUUCAUGGCCAUCGAAAGCUUACCAGGAAAUCAGUUCUGGGAGAGGAUUCUUCUACUUUUCACUGCUCCUGGUCGACGAUACAAGUUGCUCAAGGAGCAGCAUGCAACCUUCAUCGAGACAGUUCCAUUCAAAACAAUUGCACUCUUCACAAUUUUUCAGACUGUAUACUUAUUGCUGUGUUUUGGCAUAACAUGGAUCCCAAUAGCAGGCGUUCUUUUUCCCUUGUUUAUUAUGCUUCUUGUGCCAGUUAGACAGUAUGUUUUGCCCAAAAUUUUCAAGGCAGCCCAUCUUCAGGAUUUGGAUGCAGCUGAAUAUGAAGAGGCUCCUGCUGUUUCCUACAAAAUGUCAUUUGAAGGUCAAGAUCCUGAGGUGUCUGCAAGUAUAAUAGAAAAAGGAGAAUUCCUUGACGGAAUCAUGACAAGGAGUAGAGGUGAAAUCCGUCACAUUCAAAGUCCAAAGAUAAGCAGCACAAACCCAGUUUCCCACGAGAAUAUGAGGCAUGCUUCUAGCCCAGGGUUGUCUCAUAGAGUAUACAAUCCUCAGAUUUCCGAAUCAAGGAAGGGGAAAAGUCCUGGAAUGAGUCUUGAAGGGGUUGAGAUAACAGAGAUCCCUAGUCCCCGGCCUUCACAACUCGGAAGAAAUUUUGAUGCAUCUUCUUCGAGCUAAGACGCGUAUUACCCUCUUUAGUAUAGCUGUUUGUUGAGGUGCUCGAGAGGCUUAUUAAUAUAUAUUUUGUGGUUAAUGGUUUUAUUUCUAACCUGUCAUAUUUUAUGUAGAUUGUUGUAAAAAAAAUGGAUACAUAAACUCAUGAUAUUGAAGAAGAAUUUAUUGAAUACUCUAUUAAAUGUUUCUGAA